AUUUUCGGAUCUGAUUUGGAUCCAAACCCGUUUUAUGGAUCCGAGUCGGAUCAUCCGACUCAUACCGGAAUCACUUAAAGAGAGAAGAGGUAGAGCAAUGUUAUUGAAGCAUGGAUUCGAGUAAACGGCGAAAGAUAUUGGAGAAGAAGAAGAAGAUUCAUGACGUCAUAAAAAGAGCUUCUUCCAGACUCGAUCCUCUUUCUCCCUUUGAUUCCUUCCGCCGUUACACAAAAAAUGACUUAUCUGUCUACUUGGAACCUGGCCGUGGAGACAGACUUUCCUCGUCCCUGAAACAACACAUUCGAAAGCUCUUGAAGAAGAACAUGGAAGGAUUCUACGGGUCUGAUUGGCCAAUUCAAGCAAAGGUGAAGCGUAAGGAGAUGUCUUCUCCAGACGCACGCUAUAUAUUUGUUCGGGAGCUGCGUUAUGGUAAAGCCUAUGAGGAAGGGUGUGAUCAGAUUGCUGGAUUCGUGCAUUACCGGUUUACGUUAGAGGAAGAGAUACCUGUCCUUUAUGUGUAUGAAAUACAGCUGGAGUCUCGGAUUCAAGGGAAAGGAUUGGGAGAGUUUUUGAUGCAGUUGAUUGAGCUUAUUGCUUCCAAGAAUCAGAUGAGUGCUGUCGUGCUGACUGUUCAAACAUCCAAUGCAUUGGCAAUGACUUUCUACAUGAGCAAGCUAGGAUACAGAAUAUCAAGCAUUUCACCAUCAAAAACUAAUCUUCCGGUACAGAAUCAACUUUCUCGGCCAAGUAUGAGAUACUUUGCAAAACGUUUGAUUCCGAAGCUAAAUCUGUGUUGGAGAAGAAUGACGGAGAACCAACGAAAGAUUGCGUAUCAAGCAUGUAGUUGUAUUGUACCGUACAGUUAUAAAACAGAGGCAGAUGAAGACUUUGGUUCCUUCGAUGGCAGUUCAUACUUUCAAACCAAGAGACAGAGAAACCUGAAAUGCGAAAGUCAUUUUGUUUUGCAUUGAACACCAUUCUGAAAACCGGAGUACUCCGCAACAAACCAGAGUAGUUAGACUAUUUGUGGUGAGCUGUGAGUAUUUGUAUGGUUUCUUAACCUUUAGAAGAGGUUGUACAGAAUUGUAAAUUAGGACUUGGGAGUGACUAGAGAGAGUGAGAAACGAAUCUUGUACUGGGUUUUGAUAUUUUAUGAAACAGAUUAAUUUGACAA
Molecule: messenger RNA, 1174 nt
Organism: Raphanus sativus (radish)
Lineage: Eukaryota; Viridiplantae; Streptophyta; Magnoliopsida; Brassicales; Brassicaceae
Exons: 9
Coding region: 111-971 (286 amino acids)
Cellular component (GO): nucleus
Molecular function (GO): histone H2A acetyltransferase activity; histone H4 acetyltransferase activity; protein N-terminal-serine acetyltransferase activity
Source: RefSeq, a predicted model, not a curated record